ACUCUCCCCUGAGUUAAGAGCACCAGCUGAGUCAGACAGACCCGAGUGACAAGCCCAGUUUCAUUCCCUCUCAGCUGUGAGAGCCAAGAUUUUCUUGCCACUUUGGCUUCAGCAGGACCCCUGAUAUCAUCACUCUAGGGGCUCCCUCCACACUAUCCUGUGGCCAUGGCAGAUACGUCAAUACCCUUACAUUCAUUGCGAUUCAACAAUAUGCUGAGGGAGGAAAAUGACAACCCAAACAGGGGGAUGACCUUCUCUGGAACAAUGAUAGAAACCACAGAAGAGGUACAAAUUCUGCAUUCCCAUGUACAGCCUGUUGUCUCAACUUCAGAAUCAGACCCUAGAGGGGUGUCUACACAGCUGAUGACAUCCUCAGACUUUGACACCAUCUCCACACCUCUAAUGGGAGUACCAGACUCUGGAGAAUUGUCCCCACCACUUAUGCCAGACUCAGACUCUGAGGAACUGUCUCCAUUGUUAACACCAGUUUCAGAUUCAGAGGCAUUGUCCCCAUUGCUAAUGCCAGCCUCAGACUCUGGAACAUUGUCCCCAUUGCUGUCCACUUCAGAAUAUGGACUAAUGUCCCCAGGUAUGAUGACAAUUCCUGACUUCGGGACAACGUCCACAGUACUAAUGGCAGCACCAGACUCUGCAGAGAUAUCACCAAUUCCACCCUCUGGAAUGAUGUCUACACCAUUGAUGCUUGCUCCAGAUCCUGGAGAGAUGUCCCCUCUCCUAAUGCCAGAUAUAAACCCUGGAGUGAUAUCCACACAGCCAGUGUCAGCUCCAGGCUCUGAAGCAAUGUCACCAUUGCAAAUUACAGAUGAAGACACUGAAGCAAUGUCCAAAGUGCUAAUGACUGCUUUGGCCUCUGGAGAGAUAUCUUCACUGCUAAUGUCAGGCACAGAUGUUGAAUCUAUAUCCUCACUAAUAAUGUCAGCCCUAGCUUCUGGAGCAACGUCAACUCAUCCAACAAGCACCCAAGACUCUGGGGAAAUGUCAACCCAACUGAUGUUAGGCCCAGACUCUGAAGUAGUGUCUUCAGUGCUAAUGUCAACUCAAGGCUCUGGAGGUAUGUCCACACUGCUCCUGUCAAGUCCAGAUGCUGGAGAACUGUCCACAUUGCCAAAGCCAGCCCAAGAUGCUGGAGCACUGUCCCCACUGCUAAUGACGGCCCUAACUUCUGGAGUGAUGCCCACCCAGCUGAUGCCAGCCCAAAGCAGCUCUGGAGUGAUGUACCCAAAGUUAACACAAAAUCUAGGCUCUGAAAUCAUGUCUACUCCACAAAUGAGAGCAACAGCCUCUGGGGAGAUGUCCACACUGCCAGUGAAAGCCUCAGACCCUGGAGCAAUGUCCACACUGCGAACGAGAGCCCCAGCCUCUGGAAAUAUGUCUACAUUGCUAAAGACAGUCCCAGACUCUGGAGCAUCGUCCACCCAACUGAUGAUGAUCACUACCUCUGGAACAACGUCCGUGGAGCAAAUAUCAACUGCAUCCUCUACAGUGAUGUCCACACAGGUAACAAUAUCCAGAACUUCUGAAGCAAGAUCCACAGGCUUUUUGAAAGCCACAGCCAACGGGGCAAUGUCUACGCUGCAAAGGAGAGCUCCAGAUUCUGGAGCAAUAUCCACACAGCCAGUCACUGCCCCAGCCUCUGAAACAAUGCCCAUGCUACAACUGACAGCCCCAACCUCUGGGUCAAUGUCCACACUGCAAAUGAGAGCUCCUGUCUCUGGAGCAAUGUCCAUGUCACAAAGGAGAGCCAUAGCUUCAUCAAUGACAGCUGUACCACAAAUGAGAACCCCAGCCUCUGGAGCAAUGUCUGCACUGUUAAUGAGAGACACAGUCUCAGGAGUGAUGUCCAUGCCACAAAUGAGAACUAUGGCCUCGGGAGCAUUAUCCAAGCCACUAACAACAUCCAAAUCCUCAGAAGCAAUGUGUAUGCAGCAAGUGACAACUGAAGCUUCUGGAGAGAUAUCCACAAUGCUAAUCAGAGACACAGCUUCUGGAGCCAUAUCCAUGCCUCAGAUGACAGACAACCCCUCUGCAGGGAUGUCCACACCACACAAGACAGCCUCAGCCUUUGGAACUAUGCCCAUGCCUCUAAUGAGAGCCUCAGGCACUGGAGCAAUGUCCACAGCACUAACAAAAGCCACAGCUUCUGGAAAGAUGGCCAGGCAGCCAAUGAGCUCCCAAGAUUCUGGAGGGAUGUCCAUGUCACUCAUGAGAUCUAUGACCUCUGGAGGGAUGACCCCACUGCAGAUGGAAGCCCCAGACUCUGGAAUGAUGUCCAUACCAAAAAUGAGAGCCCCAGCCUCGGGGGUAUUGUCUACACCACUAGUGAGAGCCUCAGACCUUGGAGAGAUGUCCUCACUGCUCAUAAGAGCUUCACCCUCUGGAGAAAUGUCCCCACCACUAAUGAGACCCCCAGCUUCUGGAGAGAUAGUCACAUCUCUGAAAACCCCAGCUUAUGGAGUGACGUCAACUCCACAAAUGACAGCCACAGCUUCUGGAGGGGUUUCCAUGCCACAAAUAAGGGCUCCAGUCACUGGAGCCGUGUCUACACUGCUCAUGAGAUCUACGGCCUCUGGAGUGAUGUCCAUGCCUCAAAUGACAGCCACGGACUCUGGAGGGGUGUCCAGGCCUCUGGUAAGAACCCCAAGCUCUGGAGAAGCAUCCACACUACAAAUGAUGCCCACGGCUUCUGGAGAGAUGUGCACACUAUCAAUGCAAGCUCCAACUUCUGGUAACUCUUGCUUCAGAAAUUCUGGAUAUUGUUACCAACCAUUAAGGGCUCCAGACUCUGGAAUUACGUCCACACCACUAAGGAGACCCUCAGCCUCUGAAGAUGUGUUCACAAAGUUAACGAGAGCUCCAGUCUCUGGAAAGAUGUCUACUGGACAAAUGACAGCCGUGGCGUCUGGAGGGGUGUCCAAACCAUUCAUGAGAGUCACAGAUUCUGGAACAAUCCCCAUGCCAUUGAUGUCAGCCAUGGCUUCUGGAGAGAUGUCUAUGCCUCUAAUGAAAAGCAUGGCCUCUGGAGCAAUGUCAGCACUGCAAACAAGAGUCUCAAGUUCUGGAUCUAUGUCCUUGCCACAAACAACAUACUCAACUUCCAGAGGGAUACUUGCAUCGCCAAUGAAAGCCUCAGCUUCUGGAGCAAUGUCCACACCACUUACGAGAGCCACAGCCUCUGGAGCGAUGUCCAUGCCACAAAUGACAGCCACAGCUUCUGGAGGGAUGUCCAUACCACUCAUGAGGACCCCAGACCUGGGAGCCAUGUCCACACCACAAAUGGCAGCCACAGGCUCUGGAAUGAUGUCCAGUCUUGACAUCAAAGCAACAGACUCUGGAGAAACAUCUGCCUCUCACAUCAACAUCACGGCUUCUGGAUUAAAGUCCAUGCCACACCUGACUGCUACAACCCCUGAAACAAUGAACCCACCACCAAAGGAAGUUCCAUCCUUUGGCAUGCUGACCCCAGCACUCUGUUACCUCUUAGAAGAACAAGAAGCAGCCCGGGGUACAUGCUCUGGGGAGGAAGAGAUGGAGAUUGAUGAGGAGAAGCAAAUGAGGGUAUUUUUGGACGAUUCAGAGAAAAUGGCCUUUCUGGUAUCUCUUCAUCUGGGGGCAGCAGAAAGGUGGUCCAUCUUGCAGAUGGAGGUAGGAAAACCCCUCUCAGAUGAAAACAAGUCUUUCCUGAGAAGAUCACAGGGCUUAUAUGAGUCUCUCUCUGAUAUAGACAUCCUCAGUGCUGUUCUUUGCCAUCCCAAGCAGGGCCAGAAGUCAGUCAGGCAGUAUGCCACUGACUUCCUGCUGCUGGCCCGACAUUUGUCUUGGUCUGAUGCCAUUCUACGGACCAGGUUUCUGGAAGGACUCUCGGAAGCUGUUACCACCAAAAUGGGCCGGAUCUUCCUGAAGGUGGCCGAUAGCCUAAAGGAGCUGAUAGACAGGUCUCUCUACACCGAGUGCCAGCUGGCUGAAGAGAAGGAUUCCCUGGGCAGCUCAAGCCAGGUUCUACCAUCAGCCUGUAAGCGGAAUAAUGAGGAGGCAAUGGAGAAUGAACUGAACUCUCAUCAGCAGACUGAGGAGCACCAGCAUGUUCCCAAACGCUGUUACUACCUGAAAGAGCAUGGAGACCCGCAAGAAGGUCUGCACGACCACCUUCGACAAAGCACAGGCCAUUGGAAGGCCCCCACCAACAAGUAAUGUUUCCUGGACUCUUCUGUGAUACCUGACUUGGCUGAAAACUUGAGGACUGGUUCCUGGACCCAUUCCAUUCAAUUACAUCACAAAACUUGUGGCCUUCCCCCUUCAGACUCCCCCUCCAGGCACACCCCACCCUAUUUUCCACUUGGCUCACUUGGCCUUGUCUUUCACCCCAUAUGCCUGUGACCUGCCCAGAUAAUCAGAGUGUGGGCUUCAAGAGUGUUUGGUAUAUGAGGUUCUGAACUGCCAUCACCAUUGAAGUCAGUUUUAGUUCUUGGUUCAGGAAGAUGUCUAGGCAGGAGAAACCAUGUCCUACCUCAAAACACCUUAGAGUGUCUUGCCAUGUGUCAUCAGGCAAACUUGAGGAUGUUCUGGUACCCAUUUCACCAGGAAGAGCCUAUAAGGAGAGUGAUGCCCACCUUUAUACACCCUUUUCACCCAGUAGACUUGCCCUUAUAUGCCCCAACUCAUAACAUCUAUAGUGGGUCUCCAGGGUCCUUGCCCUGUUUAUAGUCUCCAUCGUGAACCAUUUGUUUUGACUCAUAAUAAUAAUCAUAGUAAUGGCUAACACUUACUGAUUACGUACUCUGUGACAGGUACUGCACUAAACCCUCGACAACCACCAUCUCACUACAUUCUUACCAUAACCCAACUUGUUCUUGUGUUGUCAAAUUCUGACCUCUUGAUCUGUUAUGUGUGGCCCUUUUGUUGUCCUUCAGUGUCAAAUCUCUAGCUCUGACCUCUAGGUGACCCCCUCAGAUGUCAGUUGCUCUCACUGCC
This is a messenger RNA of Rhinolophus ferrumequinum (greater horseshoe bat), 4989 nucleotides long. It is a transcript of the gene RTL9, whose product is annotated as retrotransposon Gag like 9. The coding region runs from base 166 to 4209 and encodes 1347 amino acids. NCBI's taxonomy places the organism in Eukaryota, Metazoa, Chordata, Mammalia, Chiroptera, Rhinolophidae. The record is from RefSeq and is a predicted model, not a curated record. The transcript has 3 exons.